Malus domestica (apple) is the source of this 1383-nucleotide messenger RNA. Its product is annotated as RNA pseudouridine synthase 5. The record is from RefSeq and is a predicted model, not a curated record. Lineage: Eukaryota; Viridiplantae; Streptophyta; Magnoliopsida; Rosales; Rosaceae. Gene Ontology annotation, biological process: enzyme-directed rRNA pseudouridine synthesis. Gene Ontology annotation, molecular function: pseudouridine synthase activity; RNA binding.
UCGGACACCGGUCCUUAAAACGACGACGGAUAAAGGCAGCAGCCGCCUUUCUUCACUGAAAGUCGCUCUCUUUCUCGGUUGAAAAUUGAAAGGACACAUACAAAUGUCUAGCUCCUCGCGAGCAUGUCAGCCUCAGACGUUUGGAUUGCCGUGGCCCGAUCUCAACGACGGAUUGUUCUACAACGACGUCGUUCGAACCCCCGAUUCCGAACUGACACUGAUCGAGUUCUACUCUAGCAAGUACAAUAAUUCAGCUCCAUUGCAAGGUUGGUUGCAGAGAAUUCGGAGCGGACAGAUAACAGUUGAUGGUGAAGUUGUUAGAGAUCCCGAUACGAUCCUCAGGGUUGGUUCGAAAUUGGCAUAUCAUAGACUUCCGUGGAGAGAGCCCGAUGCACCAUACUUGCUCGAGGUUCUGUAUGAGGAUGAUGAUAUGAUUGCUCUAAAUAAGCCUUCUGGGCUGCAAGUUUUACCUCAAGGUCUUUUCCAGCAACGAACAGUUCUCACACAGCUUCUAUGGCGUGCAACACAGAAGAUUUCUCCCUUAUCGUGCCAACAACCACAUCCUGUUCCUGCCCAUCGCUUAGGAAGAGGCACUUCAGGAAUAUUACUCUGUGCAAAGACAAAGCAUGCCAAAACUCAGCUUGCAGCAUACUUAGCUGACGGGACAUCUAAAAUUGGAGAUGGCAGUAAUGCUGACAUGGAGCCUCGUACAGAGAGGAAAAUAUCAAAGAUUUACCGGGCACUAGUGACUGGGAUAGUUUGUGAGGAUAAGGUGAUUGUAAAGCAGCCAAUUGGAAUGGUGCGAUAUCCUGGUGUGGCUAAAGGGCUGUAUGUUGCUUCUCCUACAGGAAAGCCAGCUCUGAGUAAAGUUGAAGUUCUUGAGAGAGAGAUUCAUAAAAACCAAACGCUAGUCCAGGUUGAGAUUCAGUCAGGAAGGCCACACCAAAUUCGCAUCCAUCUUUCUUACAUAGGACACCCAUUGUUAGGAGAUCCUCUUUAUGUUCCUGGUGGACAACCAAAGUGCUCAGAUUUCGACUUGGUCGAUGAAAGUUUUGCCGAUGAUGGAGGGUUUAAGAGGCCUACAAAUCCCGUUCCUGGUGACUGUGGCUACAACUUGCAUGCUCAUCAAGUCACUCUCUCUCACCCCGCAUCCAAUGAGGUAAUCAAAGUUAUAGCACCACUUCCACCAGUUCUUCGGACGCAGCAAGAAACCGAACAACUUACUCGCGGUAAACCCGAACAACUUACACAUCCGCACAAAUAAUAUCGGCCGAUCAAAAGGACUAGGAAGUUACACACAUUCAAAUGUAAAAUGUAUUUUGCUAGAGUGUUACUUUCACCUAAAUCAAUGACAAACAAAUGAUGAGAUGUUGGACUGGCAAA